CCUAAGUCUGGGCGCACCUUCACUCAGGGGCGACGGGCUCGGAGGGCGGCCCGAGGUCUCCCCGCCUAGUGGAGCUCCGGGGUUCUGGCUGAGCCCGCAGGGCCUGCUCGGUUUGCCCUCUUCUCGCGACCUGGUUCUGUUCGCGGGAUCCGGUGGCGGGCCCUGGCGCUGAUGGACGGGGCUCAGGGCUGUGUGACCUUUGAGGAUGUGUUCGUGUACUUCUCCCGGGAGGAGUGGGAGCUCCUUGAGGAAGCCCAGAGACUCCUGUAUCGUGAUGUGAUGCUGGAGAACUUCGCACUUGUGGCCUCGCUGGGUUGUUGGCGUGAAACAGAUAAUGAGGAGACUCUUUCUGAGCAGAGCAUUUCUGUGGGAGUGUCGCAGCUCGGGACUCCUGAGUCGGGGGCAUUUAUCCAGAAAGCCCACCCAUGUGAGGUGUGUGACCCACUCUUAAAAGACAUCUUGCACUUGGCUGAACACCAGGGAUCACAGCCCUUGCAGAGACUGUACACAUGUGGCCCAUGUGGAAGAGGAUUCUUGUUCAGUGCAGACUUUCACCAGCACCACAAGCGAUACAGUGAAGAGGAUCUCUUCAGAGCGGAUGCUGGUGGGGCCUCACACGGGAAGAACUGUGCAGCCCACAUGUUAUGGAGACCCCUUACUUGCAAGGAGGAAGGGAUGGGCUUGCUGGACAGCUCUGGUCUCUUCCAUUGCCAGACCACUGGCAGUGGGAUGAUUCCACACAACAGGACCAAGUUCAUGGCAACUUUCCCACACAGCACCAGUCUUGGCCCACACCAGGGAGACCAGGAUGGACUGGUGCUUUUCAGUUGCACUGACAGUGCAAAGGGCUUCCUGAAUACCUUUACUCUCCGUGACAACCAGCUAAUUCGUACUGAAGUAAGACCCUGUAGAUGCCCACCAUGUGGGGAUCUGUCCAAGGAGAAAUCAGCACUUAAUCACAGGAAAGUUCACAGUGGAGAAAUACCACAUGUGUGUAAAGAGUGUGGGAAGGGUUUCAUUCACUCGUCUCACUUAAAAAUGCACCAGAAAUUUCAUGCUGGAAAAAGACAUUACACAUGCAGUGAGUGCGGGAAAGCCUUCAGCCGGAAAGACACACUUGUUCAGCACCAGAGAGUUCACACUGGAGAAAGGUCUUACGACUGCAGUGAGUGUGGAAAGGCCUACAGCAGAAGUUCCCACCUUGUUCAACACCAGAGAAUUCACACUGGCGAAAGGCCUUAUAAGUGCAGUGAGUGUGGAAAAGCCUUCAGCCGCAAAGACACACUCGUGCAACACCAGAGAUUUCACACGGGAGAGAGACCUUACGAGUGCAGCGAAUGUGGGAAAUUCUUUAGCCAGAGCUCCCACCUUAUUGAGCACUGGCGGAUUCACACUGGGGCAAGGCCUUAUGAGUGCAUUGAAUGUGGAAAGUUCUUUAGCCAUAACUCGAGCCUCAUUAAACAUCGGAGGGUGCACACAGGAGCAAGGUCUUACGUGUGCAGCAAAUGUGGGAAAGCUUUCAGCUGCAAAGACACUCUUGUUCAGCACCAGAUAAUUCACACUGGCGCAAGGCCUUACGAGUGCAGCGAGUGUGGGAAAGCCUUCAGCCGUAAAGACACUCUUGUGCAACACCAGAAAAUCCACACUGGAGAAAGGCCUUACGAGUGUGGUGAAUGUGGGAAAUUUUUUAGCCAUAGCUCCAACCUUAUUGUACACCAGAGAAUUCACACUGGAGCGAAGCCUUAUGAGUGCAGUGAAUGCGGAAAAUGCUUUAGCCACAAUUCCAGCCUCAUUCUACACCAGAGAGUUCACACCGGCGCAAGGCCUUAUGUGUGCAGUGAAUGCGGGAAGGCCUACAUCAGUAGCUCCCACCUUGUUCAGCACAAGAAGGUUCACACUGGAGCAAGACCUUAUGAAUGCAGCGAAUGUGGGAAAUUCUUUAGCCGAAACUCUAGCCUCAUUCUACAUCAGCGGGUUCACACUGGGGAAAAGCCGUACGUGUGCAGCGAAUGUGGGAAAGCCUACAGUAGAAGUUCCCAUCUUGUUCGGCACCAGAAAGUUCACACUGGAGAAAAGUCUCAUGAGUGCAGCAGUUUUGGUGGUCCUUUAGCUACAUCUCUUAAACUUGUUUAGUUCCAGAAAGCUCACAAUAGAGAAAGGCCUUAUGAAUGUAGAAAAUGUUCCAUCUCCUUGUUCGACCUGAUAGGAUUCACACCAGAGAAGAUAUCGGCAAGUACCCUUUGUGAGGGAACCAGCAGCCAGCCGGUGAGCCUCAUCCAUUCGUACAGGUAUCAUGGGGACAGUCCCAGUCAGUACCGCAUAGAUGGGAAGCUUUCAUGAGGUGCUUUGCACUUUCCGA
This is a messenger RNA of Lontra canadensis (Northern American river otter), 2359 nucleotides long. RefSeq names its product zinc finger protein 304 (gene ZNF304). The transcript is spliced from 3 exons. Gene Ontology annotation, biological process: negative regulation of transcription by RNA polymerase II. The record is from RefSeq and is a predicted model, not a curated record. Gene Ontology annotation, molecular function: DNA-binding transcription repressor activity, RNA polymerase II-specific. NCBI's taxonomy places the organism in Eukaryota, Metazoa, Chordata, Mammalia, Carnivora, Mustelidae. The coding region runs from base 172 to 2133 and encodes 653 amino acids.